Messenger RNA from Syzygium oleosum, 3672 nucleotides. RefSeq names its product putative receptor-like protein kinase At3g47110. Gene Ontology annotation, biological process: protein phosphorylation. NCBI's taxonomy places the organism in Eukaryota, Viridiplantae, Streptophyta, Magnoliopsida, Myrtales, Myrtaceae. Gene Ontology annotation, molecular function: ATP binding; protein binding; protein kinase activity. Bases 356 to 3409 code for a protein of 1017 amino acids. Gene Ontology annotation, cellular component: plasma membrane. The transcript has 2 exons. The record is from RefSeq and is a predicted model, not a curated record.
AGUGUGUUUGAAAUAUUAAUAUCAAUAUUCGUUAAUGACCUGAAAUAAACUCAUAACCUCGUAAAGACAUCUGACCCAUGUACCACUAUAUCAACCACCUAGAAAGUAAAGAAGCCACAAUUUGCACUCUAUAAUUUGUAUUGUUUCUUGGAAUUCAAAGCGAGGAGUGCACAUUCUUCGAAACCGUAGAGUACGCACACAUAUCCCCAACACAAAGGACGUAAAAUAGAGGACUAGAGAAAGUUCGGAUGAGUUUCCGAAACUCCCCGUAGUGGAGUUAGUCAAUAAUUGAAUUGUUGUGCACAGGACGGAGGUGUUAAAUGCACCAAAAACUGGAAAUGGGUCACUAGAGAAGAUGGGGAAACUAUUGUUUCUUAUGCUCAACUCUGCCCUCUUGUGGUGCUGGAUCUCAAUCACAAGCCCCGGCGCUUUCUCGCAAAACCAAACAGAUCGGCUCGCGUUAGCCUCCUUCAGAAACGCCAUACACGAAGACCCAUAUAGAGUCUUGAGCUCUUGGAAUGAUUCUACCCACCAUUGUGAGUGGCGAGGUGUUUUGUGCAGCAAAAGACAUCCUGGGAGGGUCACAUCCCUGGUCCUGACAUCACAAGGCUUGGGAGGCUUCCUAUCUCCUCACAUAGGUAACCUCUCUUUCCUGAGGAUCAUGAUUUUACAGAACAACAGCUUCCAUGGCGAAAUCCCACCACAAAUCGGCAACUUGCUUCGACUCCGUAAUCUCGUUCUUAGUAACAACUCAUUUGGCGGGCCGAUACCCUCCAGUCUUUCCCACUGCUUGAACCUCGAGAUCCUAAAUCUCAUCGAUAACCAACUUGUGGGGGGAAUUCAUGCCAAUCUUGGUUCUUUACCAAGGCUUCAAUUAUUGGCCUUGAGUGAGAACAGACUUGUAGGUCAUAUCCCUGCUACGAUCGGAAACCUCUCGCUGCUACAACAGCUCUCCUUGGCAUCUAAUGCAUUGCGGGGAGAAAUACCUGAGGAAUUAUCCAGACUCAAGAGGUUAGAAUUUUUUCAACUAUCAAAGAACGAACUAACAAGUGAGAUUCCACCGGGGAUUUUUAACAUCUCCGGCCUUGAGGAGUUUUUUGUUGAUGAGAACCGAUUGCGGGGAAGCUUGCCCUCCGAAAUCGGCAACGCUCUUCCUUCUCUCAAAUACCUUUCAGCCACCUCUAACUUGCUCACAGGGACAAUUCCUUCAUGGUUAACGAAUGCCACCAGCCUUCAGGGAGUUUUCCUUUCCAAAAACGGUUUCCAUGGGCCAAUACCGAAAAAUUUGGGAAGGCUAAAGGGCCUCAACAAGUUCGGGUUGAGUUUUAACCAGUUGCAGGGUGACUUGAGUUUUAUUUCUUCUUUAGUUAAUUGUUCCAACUUAGAAAUUCUCGCGGUGGACACGAACUUGAUUCACGGACCGUUGCCGAGAUCCAUCUCCAAUCUCUCGACCAGCAUUAAGCGAAUUUAUCUGUCAAACAAUCUUAUCCAAGGAACUAUUCCUUCAUACCUCGGAAAUCUCUUCAACUUGUCUACCUUGAGUUUAUCAUAUAAUUUGCUAACCGAUCGCAUUCCCGAUUCCAUUGGAGCAGUUCACAGCUUGCAGGAACUUUUUUUGGCUGGAAACAUGUUUACUGGAGAGAUACCAUCUUCGAUUGGUAACAUGACGUCGUUAAAUACUCUUGACCUUUACUCCAACAAUUUCCAAGGCUACUUACCUCAAAGUCUCGGCAACUGCAAGCAACUAACCAUGCUUGAUCUUUCAUACAAUAACCUAAUUGGCUCGGUUCCGAUCGAAAUCAUGGGGCUUUCUUCCUUGUCGAUCUCGUUCAGUUUAGCGUAUAAUAAUUUAAGUGGAUCUAUUCCAUUGCAAGUUGGCUCUUUAAUAAAUCUCGCCGAAUUAGAUCUGUCUUACAACAGAUUGACCGGCUCAAUUCCGGCCUCCAUCAGUGGGUGCUUGAGAUUGGAACGGCUUUUCUUAGAAGCCAACUCUUUUCAUGGUCAAAUCCCCCAAGCUUUACGUCCACUACGAGGUCUAGAAGAGCUGGACCUUUCCAAUAAUAAUUUUUCUGGUCCAAUCCCGAGCUUUCUCGCAGAGCUCUCAAUGCUCAAGUACUUGAAUAUGUCCUUCAAUGAACUAGAAGGGCAAGUUCCGGAGGGUGGAGUUUUUCAUAAUGCAAGUGCUGUAUCGGUUUUUGGAAAUGGGGAACUCUGUGGAGGUGCUCCAGGUCUGAAGCUUCCUCUUUGUAAAUCACCAAGCUCUAACAAGUCUUCUUCAACCAAGGCUAUAGUGAUAUAUGUGGUAGCUGUCAGUUUGUCAUGUAUAGCUUUGUUGUUCUUGUCUAUCUUCUGUUACCGCAAAAAGAAGCAGACGAGAACCGAUGCCUUGACGUCAUUAUCCUUUGAGCACCAAUUCUUGAGGAUUUCUUAUGAAGAACUCCUAAGAGCUACAGAUAGAUUCUCCGAGACAAAUUUGAUUGGUAAAGGGAGAUACGGCACAGUUUAUAAGGGGAUUCUUGACAGCGGUGCCAUGAUGGCAGUGAAGGUGCUCAAUUUAAUGCAAAGAGGUGCUUCGAAGAGCUUUGUCUCCGAAUGUCAAACGCUAGGAACCAUUAGACACCGAAACCUAGUGAAGAUACUAAGUGUCUGUUCAAGCGUGGACUUUCAUGGCAAUGACUUCAAAGCUCUAAUAUACGAGUUCAUGGCUAAUGAGAGCUUGGAGGAGUGGCUGCACCCUGGGACUAUAGGACGAGAUGAUGAGCAUGGAGAAUCAAGAAAUCUGAGACUAGUGCAGAGGUUAAACAUCGCCAUCGACAUAGCUACUGCAAUCGAAUAUCUCCACAAGGGUUGUCAUCCAGCAAUUGUCCAUGGAGAUCUGAAGCCGAGUAAUGUGCUUCUAGACAACGACAUGGUGGCUCGAGUUGGAGAUUUCGGGCUUGCAAAGAUCAUUUCAACAGUGUCUACCGAAGCCACAGGAGUUCAGGACCAGGGUAGUUCAACUUCAACCGCAGUCAGAGGAUCCAUUGGCUAUGUGCCUCCUGAGUAUGGCAUGGGACACAAGGUUUCCACUGUUGGGGAUGCAUACGGUUAUGGCAUUCUAUUAUUGGAAAUGUUUACUGGGAAGCGACCCACUGAAGAGGCUUUUGGGCAUUGUCUUAACCUUCAUAGCUUUGUCCAAAUGGCUCUUCCGGAUCGAGCGAUGGAAAUCGUAGACUUAAGGCUUUGGAGUGAAGCUGGUGAUCGACAACAGGAGAUCAAGAUCAGAGAUUGCAUAAUUUCCGUAUUUGAAAUUGGAGUCGCAUGUUCAAUGGAAUCACCGCUGGAUCGGAUGGACAUGACUGAGGUGAUCAGGAAAUUAUACUCGAUCAAAGCGAGUUACGAAACCAAAGAGAGGAGGACAGGUAUGUAGCUAAGUCAAAUUUUCUCCUUUCAUCUUGGAACUUUUUCACUAGGAGAGAAAAUAAUCUUGCAAAGGCAGUGCUAGCAAAUUGACAUGUAUGUCUCCCUAACUUUUUCACUAUUAUGUAUACUUUUUAUAUUUACGUCAAUACUUAUAUUUAAAAAUCGUAGAAAGUGGAUGUAUGGAGUUAUAGUCUACCUAUUUCCACGAAGUAACCAUGUAAAAUUUGAUGAAUUUGCUUAUUUCCAAGGUUUUCGGCAUUUCUUAUGCCA